This is a messenger RNA of Calypte anna (Anna's hummingbird), 5691 nucleotides long. It is a transcript of the gene SYNJ1, whose product is annotated as synaptojanin 1. Gene Ontology annotation, biological process: phosphatidylinositol dephosphorylation; brain development; synaptic vesicle endocytosis. Gene Ontology annotation, cellular component: perinuclear region of cytoplasm; presynapse. The transcript has 30 exons. Gene Ontology annotation, molecular function: RNA binding; phosphatidylinositol-4,5-bisphosphate 5-phosphatase activity. The record is from RefSeq and is a predicted model, not a curated record. The coding region runs from base 70 to 4773 and encodes 1567 amino acids. Lineage: Eukaryota; Metazoa; Chordata; Aves; Apodiformes; Trochilidae.
GGAGCGGAGCGGGCGGCCGUCGGCGGCGGGGGCAGGUGGCGCGGCCGGACCGCCUCUGAUCGAGGCAAAAUGGCUUUCAGUAAAGGAUACCGUGUCUAUCACAAGCUGGAUCCACUUCCAUUCAGUGUGAUAGUGGAAACCAGAAACAGAGAAGAAUGUCUCAUGUUUGAAUCCGGAGCCGUGGCUGUCCUCUCUUCUGCAGAAAAAGACACAAUCAAGAAUACCUACUCUAAAGUAAUGGAUGCAUAUGGCCUCUUGGGUGUAUUAAGAUUAAACCUUGGAGACACGUUGCUACAUUAUCUGGUUCUAGUAACAGGAUGCAUGUCUGUGGGAAAAAUCCAAGACUCUGAGGUUUUUCGGGUCACUUCCACUGAAUUUGUAUCGUUACGAAUCGACUCAACAGACGAGGAUCGGAUUUCAGAAGUGCGCAAAGUUUUGAACUCGGGAAACUUUUAUUUUGCGUGGUCUGCCACUGGUGUCAGUUUAGAUCUCAGUCUCAAUGCACACCGCAGCAUGCAGGAGCACACCACUGACAAUAGGUUUUUCUGGAACCAGUCACUGCAUUUACAUCUGAAGCACUAUGGUGUGAACUGUGAUGACUGGUUGUUACGUCUCAUGUGUGGGGGAGUGGAGAUAAGGACAAUUUAUGCAGCUCACAAGCAGGCAAAGGCUUGUCUCAUUUCACGACUAAGCUGUGAACGGGCUGGCACCAGAUUUAACGUCCGGGGAACAAACGAUGAUGGUCACGUUGCUAAUUUUGUUGAAACAGAACAGGUGAUAUAUUUAGAUGACUCUGUGUCAUCUUUCAUACAGAUUCGAGGAUCUGUUCCAUUAUUUUGGGAACAGCCAGGCCUGCAGGUGGGAUCCCAUCGUGUCAGAAUGUCCAGGGGUUUUGAGGCCAAUGCACCAGCUUUUGACAGGCAUUUCCAAACUCUUAAAAAUUUAUAUGGCAAGCAAAUUAUUGUAAAUUUACUUGGGGCAAAAGAAGGGGAGCACAUGCUCAGCAAAGCUUUCCAGAGCCAUUUGAAAGCAUCUGAGCACUCAGCUGAUAUCAAAAUGGUGAACUUUGACUAUCACCAAAUGGUUAAAGGUGGAAAGGCAGAAAAACUACACAGUGUGCUUAAACCUCAAGUCCAGAAAUUCCUAGAGUGUGGAUUUUUUUAUUUUGAUGGAAAGGAAGUUAAAAGAUCUCAAAGUGGUACUGUCAGAACAAACUGCUUGGACUGUCUGGAUAGAACAAACAGUGUGCAGGCUUUCUUUGGCUUGGAGAUGCUAACAAAACAACUGGAGGUGUUAGGAUUAGCUGAGAAGCCUCAGCUGGUUACUCGCUUUCAGGAAGUUUUCCGAUCCAUGUGGUCUGUGAAUGGUGAUUCUGUCAGUAAAAUUUAUGCUGGAACAGGAGCCCUUGAAGGAAAAGCUAAGGCUGGAAAGCUGAAGGAUGGUGCUCGUUCUGUGACCAGAACGAUUCAAAAUAACUUUUUUGAUAGCUCCAAGCAGGAGGCCAUUGAUGUUUUAUUAUUGGGAAAUACCCUAAAUAGUGAUUUAGCAGAUAAAGCACGGGCUCUCUUAACCACCAGCAGUUUACGCGCAUCUGUAAAAGUGCUAAAGAGUAUGUGUGAAAACUUCUAUAAGUAUGCAAAACCGAAAAAAAUUAGAGUCUGUGUUGGGACAUGGAAUGUCAACGGGGGGAAGCAAUUUCGAAGUAUUGCCUUUAGAAAUCAGACUCUGACUGACUGGCUUCUGGAUGCACCAAAGUUAGCUGGUAUUCAUGAAUUCCAAGAUCGCAAAAGCAAGCCUGUUGACAUAUUUGCCAUUGGAUUUGAAGAAAUGGUGGAAUUAAAUGCAGGAAACAUUGUGAAUGCCAGCACAACCAACCAGAAGCUCUGGGCUGCUGAACUGCAGAAGACUAUAUCAAGAGACAACAAGUACGUGCUGCUGGCUUCUGAGCAGUUGGUGGGUGUCUGCCUUUUUGUGUUCAUCAGGCCCCAGCACGCUCCUUUUAUCAGGGAUGUUGCUGUUGAUACUGUAAAGACCGGCAUGGGAGGAGCCACUGGCAAUAAAGGUGCUGUAGCAAUUCGGAUGUUGUUUCAUACCUCCAGCCUUUGCUUUGUCUGCAGUCAUUUUGCUGCAGGGCAGUCACAAGUUAAAGAGAGAAAUGAAGACUUCGUGGAAAUAGCUCGAAAGCUCAGUUUUCCAAUGGGAAGGAUGCUCUUUUCCCAUGACUAUAUCUUUUGGUGUGGUGACUUUAAUUAUCGAAUAGAUAUUCCAAAUGAGGAGGUUAAGGAGCUAAUACGACAACAGAACUGGGAUGCCCUUAUAGCAGGAGACCAACUUAUCAAUCAGAAAAAUUCUGGACAGAUUUUUAGGGGAUUUUUGGAAGGGAAAAUAAAUUUUGCUCCUACAUACAAAUACGAUCUGUUUUCUGAUGACUAUGAUACCAGUGAAAAAUGUCGCACACCAGCAUGGACAGAUCGUAUUCUUUGGAGAAGAAGAAAAUGGCCUUUUGACCGAUCAGCUGAAGACCUGGAUCUUCUGAAUGCUAGUUUUCACAAUGACAGAGAUGUCCCUUAUACAUGGACUCCUGGUACUUUGUUGCACUACGGAAGAGCUGAACUGAAAACAUCUGAUCAUAGGCCUGUGGUUGCACUGAUUGACAUAGACAUAUUUGAAAUUGAAGCAGAAGAGAGACAGAAGGUUUAUAAGGAAGUGAUUGCAACGCAAGGACCACCUGAUGGUACUGUAAUGGUCUCCAUCAGGGGUUCUUCAGCAGAAGAAAACUAUUUUGAUGAUAACUUGAUUGAUGAUCUUCUCCAGAAAUUUGCAAGCUAUGGUGAAGUUACACUUAUAAGGUUUGUGGAAGACAAGAUGUGGGUAACAUUUUUGGAAGGAAGCUCAGCUUUGAAUGUUAUAAAUUUGAAUGGUACUGAGCUGCUAGGGAGGACUAUAAACAUAAGCUUGAAAAAUCCAGAUUGGAUCAGAAGUUUGGAAGAUGAAAUGAAUCUAGAGAAGAUUAAUAUUGGGCUGCCUUCAUCAACAAGCUCCACUUUGCUUUGUGAAGAUGCUGAGGUUACUGCAGACUAUGAUAUGGAAGGAGACAUUGAUGACUACAGUGCUGAAGUAGAAGAAAUCCUUCCUCAGCACCUACAGCCAACUUCAGGUUCUGGUGUUGGAACCUCCCCAAGCUCUUCACCACGUUCCAGUCCCUGCCAAUCCCCUACACUGUCGGAUGGGCCUGCACUCCCAGUGAGACCAAGCCGAGCACCAACAAAAACUCCUGGACCACCUGUUUCCACACACACUGAAUUUCAACUUGGUACCCAGCAGAAAGAGCCUUCCCAGAGCUUGGAGCCUAAGCGUCCUCCACCACCUCGCCCCGUUGCUCCUCCUGCACGCCCUGCUCCACCACAGAGGCCACCCCCACCAUCAGGCGGUAGGAGUCCUGCACCUGCUAGAAAAGAAUUUGGAGGUCUUGGAGCUCCUCCCAGUCCUGGGGUAGCUAGGAGAGAAGUAGAAGUUCGUAAUCAGCCUCCACCUUCCACAGGAAUUUCAAGCACAGGAACUGCUGGAUAUGGUACAACCAGACCGACUAUUCCACCUCGAGCUGGAGUUAUUAGUGCACCACAAAGCCAUGUCCGUCCCUCUGGAGGAAGACCAGCACCUGAAACCCAGACCAAGCCAGCUGAACCUCCAAGAGGCUCACCAUUGCUUCCUGAACCACUAAAGCCUCAGGCUGCUGGAUCUGCUCAGCCCACCACUCAGCCACAACCUGUGCUAAAGAUGCAGGAGCCUCUGAUACCUACAUCAUCACAACCAUCUCAGACAAGUGCCCCCCCACAAAGUCUGGAGCCUCCACAACCGCCUCCUCGUAGCCGAUCAUCUCACAGUUUGCCUUCUGAAUCCCCUCCUCCACAGCAGCAAAUUAAAACAAAUGGAAUAUAUGGCACUAAACUUGAAACACAGUUUAACAGUGACCCUUUUGAAGAUUUGUCAUUUAAGCUGCUUGUGUCAAAGAUGCAGACGUCUGCUCGAACAUCACCUGUUCCGACUUCAAACCAAAAGGAGUUCAUACAGUUGCCUUUAGCAACACAACAAAAUGCUGAUCCUUUGAACACUGUAAAUUGCAUGCCAUCAAUGCCUCCCAUUCCAACCUUUAACUCAUCCCAGGAACAUAAGCGCAGCUCUCCAAAUCCAUUUAUUUCUAGAUUGAAUUGCACAAAUCCAUUCACCGAAAGAACUCCUAAUGCUGGAAACCCAUUUAGAGUGGAAACACAACAGUCUGAAAUAACUUCACACUUCCUAGAAGGACGUGCUGCUUGCAGUCCUUUCCCUCCUCUAAAUACCCCCAGCUGUAAUACAAGCAAGCCUGUAUUUCCUGUUGAUGCAUCUGAAAACACUUUUUGCUCACGAAGUAAUUCUCUCAUGGUAAAAAAUGUACAGCCAAAAGGAUGGGUAACGUUUGAUGACGAUGAGGAUAAUUUCAGUGUAAAGCUAAAGCCAUCUAAAAGUGUUCCAGAUUUUAAGCGAAUCAGUUCCAGGAACUCAGCUGGAUCUCCAGAUUUGCUGGGCACUGAACAAAAUACUUUUCUGAGUUCAGAUUUUAAUUUUGACAAUGACUGGAACAGAAGUUCUACUGAUUGCUUCUAUACAAUGCCAGCACAAAGAGCACCUGCACCUCCUAUCCCAUCAAGAAUAACCAGCAACAGAUCCCCUGCAGAUCCUUUCACUUCUUUGGCACCUAAGGUGUCACCAACACAAGAUGUUACAGAAAGAUAGAUGUUCAAAAAUAUAAGAAUUUAUAUUUGUUGCUACAUUUAUCCAGUAGAGUAAUUGGGCAUUUGAGAUUAUUCUGUGUGCAAUAAUGUAACUGUCUAAAGCACUGAAAUGUAAUUCUACUCGUAAGCAGCCACUAUUGUCUGUGUAUAAAUUUUGAAUAUGUAUAUAUGGUAGAGCACAAAAAAAUUGUCUGAAAUGUAUUAGAAUCCAAAUGUAAUAGUGUUUGAAUAGACAGAGAAAAGAAGGAUGAGCUACUAAUCUCAUUAAAAUAUACCAAUCUUGGAAAUAUUUUUUGCACAGGGAGCUCUUUGGUUUCUAUUCCCCUUUGUGGAAUUUCAAAAAAAAGAGGCUCCCUGCUGGUAGACUCACCUCUCCCUUUUUACUGUUUUGUUAAUUGAUAUUUAUAAGUAUUUACCAAAGAGCUGCCAAAGUUUAUUGAGAUUUGAAUGUUGACAAGUUUAGAAGUUGUUUAAUUUAUAACAGAGGCUAUGGAUAUUUGUAAGGCUUAUAUUUGAAUCUGAGGCACAAAAAAAUAGUUUAAUUUCAAAAUGCAAACAAAACUCUGCAUAUUAAUAUAUUCGAUACUUGACUGCGUCAGUACAUUUCAGUUAUCAAAUCUUACUGUGACAUACACUCACUAGCAUCACUUCAGUAUAAUUCUUCCAUAUCAUCCAUUCAUUCAUCACUCGUUUAAAGAUACUUUUUUUUCCACAAAUUGUAAAGAACUGAUAGAAAGAAGUUACCCCCCAACCUCUGGAACUAAAUUCCCCUUGUGUUUUGAUACACAAAGCAGUCUUCACCAGUUGCAGACAACAUAUUGGAGUUUGAUUGUCCCACUCUCCUCUUUUGCACGUUAGGAGAGCUUUCUUGUCCUUUAGAAAGACCUGAGUGAGGGAAUCAGCAGCCAUGUUCCAACAU